Patiria miniata (bat star) is the source of this 2858-nucleotide messenger RNA. Its product is annotated as neuronal membrane glycoprotein M6-b-like. Gene Ontology annotation, biological process: neuron projection development. The transcript has 7 exons. Gene Ontology annotation, cellular component: plasma membrane. Bases 451 to 1686 code for a protein of 411 amino acids. The record is from RefSeq and is a predicted model, not a curated record. NCBI's taxonomy places the organism in Eukaryota, Metazoa, Echinodermata, Asteroidea, Valvatida, Asterinidae.
ACAAACAUUCUCUAUGCACCGUGCAAUCUGCUCAGAUGUUGUUACUGCAUCUGGCAGUGAUGUCGCGGUGGAGAUUGUACUUUGCUCCCAGUGUUAAUACAAAACCAACUCACCAUGAUGUGUAGACAUUGGGUUAAUAUUAACCAUCAUUGCGACAGAAAAAUGGCCGUUGUGGAUGCAUUCCUGUGUUGGAAGUUUGAAAAUCGACUUAGAUGGACGAUUUGACGAUGCUCUAAAGCAGAUGAACGUACAGUCAUUGAUGCCAUUAUUACGUCAUAAGUGUAACAUGUUCUGUUGCAACAUUCACCCAAUUCUUGACCUCGCUGAAUAUUAAAUUCUUUGUCGCUUUAUUGACGGUUAUUUGGCGGGAUUUAGUCGGUAAGGUGGACAUAUUUCUUUGGACUUUAACCUCCUCUUCAGUAGCCAUUUUGUUUCUCCUCAUUUCCCGAGAUGGAUCAAGAAUCCAAUGUAACGAGGGACGAGGUCAUUGUGGAUUACUACACUCGAUUGCCCGGGCAAUGUGGGGAUUGUUGUCUCAAGUUUCCCUGUCCAUCUAUCCUUGCCUGUGCUAUGAUGAUUGCUGGUGAUAUUCUCUUAUUGGCUGGAUUCCAUCUGGCCGGAGAACAGGCUAAGUAUCUGUUUGUCGGUACACCUGUCAGUGAUGCAUUCAAUGUCUGGUUUACCAACGUUCAGAUCGUCAUCUAUUGCCUGUCUGUCUUCAUGUUCAUUAUUGCAAUCAUCUUACUGGCAAUUAGUUGCCUGGGAACCGGAGCCACGCGAUCCGUGUAUCUCUGUCGAUUCAAGACCAGACGAAGCGGCAGAUGCCAGACCGCUGUGUUCCUGGUGAUUUCUUACUUCCUGAUCCUGUGCUGGGUGACUGCCACCUGUUUUGCGGUUGUGCCUGUUUUCUUCAUGUUUGCCAUGAAUCAUGGAGUUUGUUAUGGAGUUCAGUUGGACCAACAGACCUGUUUGAAUCUUGUACAGUGGGGACUUCUGUCUCCCGAUACUGCAGUGGGACCGGGGAAGGAGUUGAUUUGCGAUGAAAAAAUGAACGAUAUAUGCACCAGCAAUCUGAUGUUGUUGUUCUGUCUUGCUUUCCUGGGAUGUCUUCUGAUACUUCUUGCAGCUAUUCAGUUUACCAUAAGCAUGUCAGCCAACUUUGCCCAGCUUCUGGAUCGCUACAAGCGCGCCUACGUGACAGGUACCGCUGGCUCUUACAACAUGCGGUCAGGAGUCCGCGAUAUCAUGCGAGGCAGCAAGCGAAGUGCGACCGGCAACACGCGCGGACAGACCCGUACCAAUAUCGCCUUGACACGCGUCGGUACCGCCGGUACAGGCAACGGGGCUUACACGGACAACGGGAAGUAUGAAGAUUCCGAGCCGGACCAGAGAUACAGCUCCUUGGAGAUGACAUCAUUCCCAAGACAAGAAGAAAUCCCUCCCAAUCCACCUCCCUAUAUCCCAUCGAUCAGGGAACCUCUGGCUAACUUACAACAGAGGGAACCAUUAUCUAACUUACAACAUAGGACAAGGUCUUAUGAUCCCUUAGAUUACAAUGAUUACCACACCACGCGACCGGCACCGCUUGAUAGCAGUCGAAUUAAGAAUAUGAGCAGAUCAGCUGAACCGAUUGAUGUUGGUAGUCGGUAUGAUCGGUACGACAGGUACAAUGAAUAUGACCUGUAGGUACAUGCGGAUGAAAUGAUAUCACCCUUUCCAAUUGAUGUGUAUGAGUUUUGUUCACAUCAUCUCGGUUAAAUGGAAUUAUUACUGCGAAGAAAACAAAAUAGAUUUCUUAGACAUGUUCUGAAGUGCAUAAAGUUAUUUCAAAGUGUGCUUGUACGCAGUUUACUUUGUAAACAGUAAUCAACUCAGAAAAAGUAGUCAAAUCUGACCAAUUUGUAAAACCCCCCACUAUGUUCCAUUCGUUGUAGCUUUAAGUUAAACUGUACAGUUUAGUUUGGGUUAUGUAGUUAACUUGUUGCCCAAUCUGGUCACAGAAUAACUGGACAAUCAUGCAGGCCCCUAUUUAUGGUGGAAACAUUGUGUCACUUGAUCAGGGAGCGACAUUUGUUUGGUGGGUACACUAUUUGACACAAUGCCUGCGCAUUCAGUUGCAGAGUCUUUCGUGAAUGUUCAGUUUAGUGCCCGGAUUUUGUUUUUGCUUUUUCUUGUUAGCGGCGCAGUAUACAAUGUAAUGGGAUUAUUUUGUAUAAACAAAUUAUACCUAAAUAAAUUUUGCAGCUUAUACGCUACUACUGUACAUCUUAACUUGAAUCAAAUGACUGAUUACAAACAUUAAUUUGUUGUGUUUUGUUUCUCUAAAGUGUGUUUUUAGUGUGAAAAACAUACAUUUGCUUUCUAUUUAAUUGUUUAAAAUUGCGUAUGAGCACUUUGUUUGCGAUAAUAGUAAUUCACAGCCGAAAAUUUACAGAGGAUUAGUCCAACUUGCCAUGUAAUUAUUUGCUAUGUACAGUGUUUGCUGUAUGUUACCUUAUAAUCAGUCUCAGCAAAUUUAUUAUUGGGAUGCUCCAAUGUAGUCACUGACUUGUAUGUUGUAACUCAUUUUUAACCUAGUUAUUUUAGUGAGCCAUGAAAUAAUACACACUAUUUUUUUUCAGUAGUUAGUAUUUGAAGAAAAGAUCUGUAUUAUAAACAACAUUUAAAUACACCAAUGCCAAAAAGAGAUGCAAUUUGAUGAUGAAAUCAUAUCUGUAUAUUUUUGAGUAUUUUGACGAAUGAAGUAAUUGACAUUUGUACAAACCUUCCGAGACAAUUCCAUUUUUGUCUGCUUUGUUAUCUAUAGGCCUACUGUACUAAAAGCGAGUUGAGGUCAUUAAAUUGAGCAUAACAAGAAA